CGUCGGAUCGAAAAAUUAAAGUAGCCGCGUUCUGGUUAUUUUAAUUUUUUUUUUUAUUUUUAAUUUUUUUUUUGUACACAACACAUCAGCGCAUCGUGGUACGGAGAACGGAAUAUAACACAAAGGAGGAAUAUUCUUCGUAUUUUCGGUGUAAUCUGAAUAUUAGAAGAAAAAAUAUCAAAUUGGAAAUAUUAUAUAAAUGAAAUUCGUGUUGCUUCUGAUUAUCAUCAUUCUCGUCUACAUGUUUAAUUUUUUGUGAAAUAAAAAAAAAAUAAUUAAUUAAAAGUGAAUAAAAAAAUUAACGAAUGAAAUAAUUAAAAAAAAAAAUUAGAAAAAAAAAUUAAAACUGGAUUACGGGCUUCAAAUUAAAAAAGGCCCAAAAUUUAAAAAAUUAAAAAAAUAAAUUUUUGUAUGAAAUAAGUAGGUGAUAGUCUCCAGAACGAAAUCUGGGGCGUGCAAAUAAUGGCCACCCCUUUAAAACGACUUAGAAUAGUAACGACAACAGCAUUAUUAGCUUUUUUAAUUGUCAACACAGAGGGUCAAUUAUGGCAAGGUUUGACGGGCGCCAUCGGCUAUUUGGGACCAUCGGAUUCACGGCGGGCGGAUUAUAACAGACAGCCCGAAAUCGAUCCGAGUUACGAGUUAAUUGACACAGUGCGUGGCGCUCAGGGGCCUCCGCAGAAGAAUUGCACGGCGUCGCAAGGUUGCUGUCAGCCAAAAUGUUUUGCGGAAAAGGGAAAUCGUGGUUUGCCUGGAUUGCCGGGAUUACAAGGACCUAAAGGUCAACGUGGCUUUCCCGGAAAUGAAGGUUUGCCGGGCCCGAAAGGCACGAAGGGAGAUGCAGGCCCAAUUGGACCUCGAGGACCGAAGGGAGAUCGCGGAAGAAGCGGAUCUCCUGGAUUUCCGGGAACUGCAGGACAACCAGGUAUUCCGGGACAACCUGGAUUGCCGGGUAUUUCGGGUGUUGAUGGUUGCAAUGGUACUGACGGUUUGCCUGGAUUGCCAGGACUUCAAGGAAUUCCCGGCCCACGUGGUUUCCCUGGCGCUCCUGGAGACAAGGGAGACAAAGGAGAACCUGCUCUCGACCCGAAUCCGAUCUUUUUGAAGGGACAAAAGGGAGAACGAGGCGCCGAUGGAACUCCCGGUAUUCCCGGACAAGUUGGAGAAGUUGGGCCCCGAGGACCAAAAGGAGAUCGCGGAUCUGAUGGAAGACCUGGAUUGCAAGGACCUCGAGGAGAUCCCGGAAUUAAGGGAGAAUGUUAUCACGGAGCUACGGGACAAAAGGGAGAGAAGGGCGAACCCGAUUACGGAGAACAUAAUCUCUCGCCAUCGGAAAGUAUCGGACCGAAAGGAGAAGCAGGUGAACGUGGUUACACUGGCGACAAGGGAGAACCUGGACUUCAUGGAUCUCCUGGAAAUCCCGGAGCUGAUGGAUUUGACGGACCUAAAGGAGAAAAAGGUUUGCCCGGACAACCUGGACCAAGAGGACGUGAUGGUGCUUUUGGACCUCCGGGACCUGUUGGGCAAAAAGGAGAUCGCGGAAAUGAAGGUCUUCCUGGAUUAGAUGGAAAACCAGGACAAAAAGGAGAGCCAGGACGUGACGGAGAAAGAGGUUUCCCUGGAUUGCCAGGCCCAACAGGACCUCCAGGCGGCGGAAAAGGACGUCCCGGACCUCCAGGACCUGAAGGACCUCGUGGAUUCAGAGGACCUCCAGGACCAAAAGGAUUAGAUGGAUAUCCAGGAGAACCGGGACCAAGAGGAUUCCCCGGACCAAAAGGAGGUCAAGGAAUUCCCGGAAGACCAGGACCUGAAGGUCUUGCAGGCGAAAAGGGAGCAAAAGGAGAAUCUGGAUUGCCUGGUAUGCCGGGACAACAAGGACCUCGCGGAUAUCCAGGGCUUCCAGGACCUGAAGGACAACGCGGAGAGCCUGGAUUGCCAGGAAUUGGGCUUAUGGGACCAAAAGGAGAUGCUGGCGUGCCCGGAUAUCCCGGAUUGAAGGGAAAUAAGGGAGAACGUGGAUUCCCUGGUAUUAUGGGAGCUCCAGGAGACUCACGCGACGGAAAACCUGGAUUGCCAGGAAUUCCCGGAAGAAUUGGCGAAAAAGGAGAAGCAGGACGUCCCGGAAUUCCCGGAGAAAAGGGAGAUGUUGGCGCAAAGGGAGAUAUUGGAGGACGUUGUUCUGAUUGUCGACCAGGAUUCAAGGGAGACAAAGGAGAACCUGGAUUAGAUGGUCGUCCCGGAGAAAUGGGUCCCGUUGGGCUUCCCGGAGAACGCGGAUAUCCCGGAGAAACGGGAGCUGAUGGACCUCCAGGACGUCAAGGUGUUGCAGGACCUCCCGGAAGAGAUGGUUUAGAUGGUCCUCCAGGUCCUGAAGGACAUCCCGGAAAAGACGCCGUUAUCAUUGUCGAUCAAAUUAAGCCCGAAAAAGGAGACAAGGGAGAACGAGGUCUUCCCGGACUUCCAGGACCCAAAGGAGAUCGAGGACUUGAUGGAGCUCCCGGAUACGAUGGACCUAAAGGUGAUACGGGACCAAAAGGAGAUGCCGGAAGAGUUGGAUUGCCCGGUAUUGAUGGAAUUCCCGGAAGAAAUGGUCGAGAUGGUUUCCCCGGACCUAAGGGAGAAUUCGUUAAGGGAGAACCCGGAUUGCCUGGCAUUCAUGGCGAUAAGGGAGACAAAGGAGCUGCAGGAAGAAUUGGACCAAAGGGAGAAGCGGGACAUUGUCCGCCGCCAAAUCUUGUCUUGUCGAAGGGCGAACGAGGAGAUCGUGGCUUGAAAGGAGAACCUGGACCACGUGGUUUUGAAGGAGCUCCCGGAGAGAAGGGAGAUCGCGGAUUUGAUGGAUUGGAAGGAGCUCCUGGUGCACCAGGACCACCGGGUCCCGUUGGAGCUCGUGGUUUGAAUGGACCUCCAGGUGAAAAGGGAAAUCAAGGACCUACUGGAUUCCCCGGACCAAGAGGAAGAGACGGUUUACGAGGACCUGCAGGAAGACCCGGAGAUAAGGGCGGAAAAGGAGAGCCAGGACUUUCAAUGGUUGGCAAACCUGGACCAAAGGGAAAUAUGGGCUUGAGAGGACCUAAAGGAGAUCGUGGAUUGUCAGGAGAACGAGGAACUGACGGUUUGCCCGGACCUGUUGGAUAUCCAGGAGACAAAGGAGAUACUGGAGAGCCAGGACCUCCAGGAUUCCCUGGAUUAGAAGGACCUAAAGGAGAUGCUGGACCAAAAGGACCUCAAGGAAGAACGGGACCUCCCGGAAGACCCGGCGUUGAUGGUAUUCGAGGACAACCAGGAUCUAAGGGAGAACCUGGAUUACAAGGCUUAGUUGGUUUGCCAGGACAAAAAGGAGAUCGUGGUUAUCCAGGUCCUGAAGGUCUUAAAGGCGUUAAAGGACAAAUUGGUCAACCAGGCUCACCAGGUCUUGCUGGAAAAACUGGAGCUCCUGGAUUAACUGGCGAAAAGGGAGAAAAAGGAGACAAAGGAGAUUACGGACCUCCCGGAAAAGAUGGUUUAACAGGACCUCCAGGACCUAUUGGCAUGAAAGGAGAUCGCGGAUUCCCCGGACCUCCAGGUUUGGAUGGAUUGGAUGGCGUAACUGGCGAAAAGGGAGAUCGUGGAUUCCCUGGAUUAGUUGGUCCAAAGGGAGAACCCGGAGAAGUUUCUGAAAAGGGACAAAAGGGAGAACCUGGACCUCCUGGAUUGCGAGGAAGCGAAGGAAGACCCGGAUAUGACGGACUUCCAGGAAUGAAGGGAGAUGCAGGAUUACCCGGAUAUGGAAGACAAGGAUUGCCAGGACCUAAAGGAGACGUUGGAGAACCUGGUUUAGAUGGUAUUCCGGGAGCAAAUGGAGAAAAGGGUGAUCAAGGACCUCCUGGAUUCCCCGGAGUUAAGGGAGACAAAGGAAACGCUGGAUUGCCUGGAAUUCCAGGAUCUCCGGGUAUGGAUGGAUUACGAGGUGCUGAUGGUCUCGUUGGAGCCCCCGGACCUAAAGGAGAACGAGGUUUCAAGGGAGCCCCUGGAUUAACAGGUUUAGAAGGACCUAAAGGAGACAAGGGAGAACCUGGACCUGCUGGAUUAAUUGGUUUGAUGGGACCUAAAGGAGAUCGUGGAUUGACAGGAGACCGAGGUCUUCCAGGACCUUCGAUUGAAAUCAAAGGUGAAAAAGGAGAACCUGGAUUGAAUGGAAUUGUCGGUAUGCCUGGAUUAAUUGGAGAGCCAGGAAGAACUGGAGAACCUGGAUUCAAUGGCGAAAAGGGAGACAGAGGAAUCCCCGGACCUCGUGGAAUGCCCGGAUUAGAAGGUUUACCCGGAGAAAAAGGAGAUCAAGGUUACCCCGGAGAAAAGGGAGAAGUUGGACCUGCUAUUGUUGGCGAAAAGGGAUUGCCUGGACUGCCAGGUAAAAAUGGUCGUGAUGGUCCUAUUGGUUUGUCAGGCGAGAAGGGAGAAAAGGGAUUACCUGGUUUGCCCGGAAAUCCUGGACUUCGUGGAUCUCCUGGAUUAGUUGGAAGACAAGGAGAAAAGGGAGAUCGCGGAUUACCUGGUUUGCAAGGCGAACCUGGAAGAGACGGUUUGCCAGGACCAAUGGGAAAGAAGGGAGAAAUUGGAUAUCCAGGAGAAAAGGGAGAUCAAGGACCUCCUGGAUUCCCCGGACAACAAGGAGAAAAAGGAAACGCAGGCAUGCCAGGACCUCCAGGUCGCGAUGGAUUACCAGGAUUGAAGGGAGAUCGCGGUUUAGUUGGAGAUGUUGGUCCUGUUGGAUUCCCCGGACAAGUUGGAGAGAAAGGUGACAUGGGAUUACGCGGAUUAGACGGGCGUGAUGGACCUCCAGGAGAAAAGGGAGACAAGGGUGAACAAGGACCUCCUCCUCCGCCAUCCGAACGUGGACCUCCAGGAUUGCCUGGAUUACCUGGAGAAAAGGGAAAUCAAGGUUUGCCAGGUCCCAGCGGAGUUCCUGGAUUGGAUGGUGCUCGCGGUGACAAGGGAGAUAUUGGUCCUGUUGGUUUGCCAGGUCCUCGAGGACCUCCCGGAGAAAAGGGUGAUCUUGGAUUGCCAGGACCUCCAGGCGUUGAUGGUCGUCCCGGAUAUCCCGGAGCAAAGGGAGAAGCUGGCGCUGCUUGUACAAACGCUCCUGAUUACCUCACAGGAAUUCUCUUGGUCAAACACAGUCAAACGACGGAAGUUCCUCAAUGCGAACCGGGCCACGUGAAAUUGUGGGAUGGUUAUUCCAUGUUGUACGUCGAUGGCAACGAUUAUGCCGCCAAUCAAGAUUUGGGCUCACCCGGUUCCUGCGUUCGUCGUUUCUCGACAUUGCCAGCACUUGCUUGCGGCCCGAACAACGUUUGCAAUUAUGCGUCGCGUAACGAUCGCACAUUCUGGUUGUCAACAUCGGCGCCAAUUCCCAUGAUGCCUGUCGCUGAACGCGAAAUGCAAGACUUUAUUUCGCGUUGCGUCGUCUGCGAAGUGCCCACGAAUGUCGUUGCGGUGCACAGUCAAUCGUUAUCGGUACCUGAAUGCCCCAGCGGAUGGGAUUCCUUGUGGAUCGGCUACAGUUUCGUGAUGCAUACCGCUGUCGGGCAUGGCGGCGGCGGUCAAGCGUUGUCAGGACCCGGAUCUUGCUUGCAAGACUUCCGCGCGACACCCUUCAUCGAGUGCAAUGGCGGCAAGGGACACUGUUUCUUCUACGAAACUUUGACCAGUUUCUGGCUCGUUACGGUCGAUCACACGCAACAAUUCCGACGACCCGAAAUGGAAACCAUCAAAGCCGGUAAUUUAUUGUCUAAGGUAUCAAGAUGUAACGUUUGUAUAAGAAAUUAGGUAGAGUAACAUGUCAAAUCAGUAAUAUACCAAAAAAAAAAAAAAUAUUUCCAAUUAAAUUUUUUCUCCUUUAUCAUUUAAGUUACCAAAAAAAUAAAAAAUUUCUCCAUUUUACUAUGAAUAAAUUUAAGAGAAAAAAAUUAACUGCCAAAUCAAAACUGAUUGAAACGAAAAAAUUCUCCAUUCAAUUUAUUAUGUGAUCAUCUUUUGCCUUUAUCAUUUAGUACGUACUUUCUUGUAUAGUUAUCUAAUGUAAUAAUAAUAUUAUUAAAACUGCCUUCUAAAUAUCGUGUAGCUUAAAUUGCCAAUUAAAACAGAGAACCAGUUAAGUGCCAUUAAUUCUACUACUUUUAAGAAAUUGUCAUCCGAUUUUAUCCGAGCUAUAAAAAAAUGUAUGAAGAGAUGUGUAAAAAUUCCAAUUUUGGAUAUGCAACUGCCAUACUACAUACUCAAUCAAUGAUUAGAUGUUCAAAAUAAAAUA
Molecule: messenger RNA, 6289 nt
Organism: Culicoides brevitarsis
Lineage: Eukaryota; Metazoa; Arthropoda; Insecta; Diptera; Ceratopogonidae
Gene: Col4a1
Product: collagen alpha-1(IV) chain
Exons: 24
Coding region: 463-5808 (1781 amino acids)
Biological process (GO): extracellular matrix organization
Cellular component (GO): collagen trimer
Molecular function (GO): extracellular matrix structural constituent conferring tensile strength
Source: RefSeq, a predicted model, not a curated record